AGGAUCUAGCCCCAACGUGGGUCUGCCGGCCGGAGAAUCUCCCGCCACGAGCGCCGUCUGGUUCGCGCCCCCCCCCCGUUCCGCAUGGUCCGUCCCGCCUGGCCUAAGCACUUAAGGAGCGCCAUGCCCAUACCGAUGGAGCCAGCCCUCGACCUGUGUGAACUCCUGUCAUCGCAUCGGGUCUUGGAACGUUGUUCAACCACCUUUGGAAACUGCGAUGGAGAGACUCGGACUGGUCGGGAUCCGCAGAUCCAUUUCAAGGAAUAACAGCCAUCCCGCCAUCCGCAACAUUCAUACACGCGUGACCCCAGCGUAUAAGUACGCAGGCCCUGCUCGUCGUAUCCUUCUCCCACUUCAAAGCACUCCAAGACACUCAACACUUCCUCCUACCCUUACCGCACUGCGCCCAGCCAGCAUUUCCUCCUUCUCUACCACCACCAAUAUAAUGACACCUGAACAGAUCCCCCAGACCCAGAAGGCCGCUGUCGUCCGUAACAAGCAGGUGGCGAUCGAGACCGUUCCCGUCGUCCAGCCCGCUGACCUCAAGCCCAACGAGGCUCUGGUCAAGGUUCUGUACUCUGGUGUCUGCCACACCGAUCUCCAUGCUCAACUCGGUGACUGGCCAUUAAUCCACAAGGAACCCCUCAUCGGUGGACACGAAGGUGCAGGUAUCAUCGUCGCCAUCGGCGAGCACAGCGACACCGAUCUCAAGCUGGGUGAUCGAGUCGGCAUCAAGUGGCUUGCCGAUUCGUGCCUCAAGUGCUCGUACUGCCGUCAAGGCUACGAGCCGCUGUGCCACCACGCUUUGUGCUCCGGAUUCAGCGUUGAUGGCUCCUUCCAACAAUACGCUGUCUCUUUCACCCGCCACCUCACCAAAAUCCCCAAGGAGCUCCCUAUGGACAAGGCCGCACCCAUCCUUUGCGCCGGUGUGACCGUCUACAAGGCACUGAAGCAAUCCAACGCCCGCCCCGGCGAGUGGGUCGUCCUGCCCGGUGCCGGCGGAGGGCUCGGCCAUCUUGCCGUCCAAUACGCACACUACAUGGGUCUGCGAUGCAUCGCUGUCGAUACCGGUGCUGAGAAGAAGGCGCUUUGCGAGAGGCUCGGCGCUGAGCGCUGGAUCGAUUUCAAGGAGACGAAGGAUAUCGUCGCUGCUGUGAAGGCCGCUACCCCCGACGGCGACGGGCCUCACGCCGCUAUUGUCACUUCCUCCGUUGGUGCCGCCUACGAAGAGGCACUGCAGUACGUCCGCCCGCACGGCACAGUAGUCGCUGUCGGUCUGCCACCCGAUGCGAAGGUCAGCGCGGACGUGUUCUGGACCGUCUUCCUCGAGAAGCAGCUCAAAGGCUCGUACGUCGGGAACAGGCAGGACGCCAUCGAGGCGCUGGAGAUUGCUGCUUCCGGCGCGCUGGAGACGUCCUUCCGCACACUGCCGCUCAAGGAUCUCCCAAGUGUGUACGACCAGCUCCACGCAGGUUCUCUCGUCGGUCGUGUCGUCCUGGACUUGUGGGCUUAGACUAGACGCGUAACGACUCGAUUGCUCGAGGGUUGAGGGGUUCGAUUUGGAUAUCUUUUUCAUUUCAUUUCUGUGCGAGUUUCUCUCUGUUCAUGAUGUACUACGACUGCGUGGACUGUUGUUCAGUACCAAACAAAAGUGAUAAAAUAAGGAGUUUGUUGACUACA
Molecule: messenger RNA, 1680 nt
Organism: Dacryopinax primogenitus
Lineage: Eukaryota; Fungi; Basidiomycota; Dacrymycetes; Dacrymycetales; Dacrymycetaceae
Product: mannitol-1-phosphate dehydrogenase
Exons: 3
Coding region: 446-1513 (355 amino acids)
Molecular function (GO): oxidoreductase activity; zinc ion binding
Source: RefSeq, a predicted model, not a curated record